AUGGAGUCGGACAACGAUAUAAACAGCCACUAUAACAAUGUAUGUGAUUCAUUUGAUAGUAUGAAUUUAAAAGAAAAUCUUUUACGUGGAAUUUUUGCAUAUGGUUUUGAAAAACCUUCUGCAAUACAACAAAGAGCCAUAAUUCCGUCAAUUGAAGGACGUAAUGUUAUAGCUCAAGCUCAGUCGGGUACCGGGAAAACGGCCACAUUUAGUAUUGCCAUUUUACAACAAAUCUGCACGAAUGAUCCACGUUGUCAAGCUUUAGUACUGGUUCCAACUAGGGAAUUAGCGAAACAAAUUCAAAUGGUUGUUCUAGCACUUGGUGACUAUAUGAAUAUUAGUUGUCAUGUUUGCAUCGGUGGUACACAAGUAUCAACUGAUAUCGAACAGUUAAAGUUAGGCCAACAAAUUGUAGUUGGUACACCUGGACGUGUUUUCGACAUGAUUAGUCGUGGUUAUUUACGUACAAAGACAAUUAAAUGUUUUGUAUUGGAUGAAGCAGAUGAAAUGCUUAGUUUAGGAUUUAAAGAUCAAAUUCAAGAUAUAUUCCGAUCACUUGAUCCAGCUGUUCAAAUUAUUUUAUUAUCAGCAACAAUUCCUGACGAAGUAUUAGAAAUAUCAAAACAAUUUAUGCGUAAUCCAGUACGUAUUUUAUUAAAACAAGAAGAAUUAACAUUAGACGGUAUACGUCAAUUUUAUGUUAAUGUUGAACAAGAAGAAUGGAAAUUAGAAACACUAUGUGAUUUAUAUCAAUCAAUUACAAUAACACAAGCAGUAAUAUUUUGUAAUUCACGCAGAAAAGUUGAAUGGUUAACAAACGAAUUAAUUGAACGUGAUUUUAUUGUAUCAGCAAUGCAUGGUGAAAUGGAACAAAUAGAACGUGAUAAUAUUAUGACAGCAUUUCGAAGUGGUUCAAGUCGUAUUCUAAUAUCUACUGAUCUAUUAUCACGUGGUAUUGAUGUACAACAAAUUUCAUUGGUAAUUAAUUUUGAUUUACCAACAAAUUUAGAAAGUUAUAUACAUCGUAUUGGUCGUGGAGGUCGUUUUGGUCGUAAAGGUGUUGCUAUCAAUUUUGUUACAUUAGCUGAUGAACGUUUAUUAAAAGAUUUAGAAAAAUUCUAUAGUACAAAAAUUAGUGAACUUCCAAUGGAUGUAGCUAAUUUAUUUUAG
Molecule: messenger RNA, 1170 nt
Organism: Schistosoma curassoni
Lineage: Eukaryota; Metazoa; Platyhelminthes; Trematoda; Strigeidida; Schistosomatidae
Source: the annotation of a GenBank genome assembly